Nicotiana tabacum (common tobacco) is the source of this 2129-nucleotide messenger RNA. RefSeq lists its product as uncharacterized. The record is from RefSeq and is a predicted model, not a curated record. NCBI's taxonomy places the organism in Eukaryota, Viridiplantae, Streptophyta, Magnoliopsida, Solanales, Solanaceae.
AUGGCUAAUAUUUCGAUCUCACAGCUGCAGCAGAUGAUCGAGAUGAUCGGGCAACUCCGUGAGGAGAUCGACAUGGUAAAGGCGGAGACCUUGGGGUGGAAAGAAGGUAUGGAUCGCUUUGCUGCAGAAAAUGAGACUGCCUUGUCCCAAUUGUCAUCGGCCGAAAGUCUGCUUCGAGGCAUGAAAGAGAAGAGCUCUGUUCAGGAAAAGAAAAUAGCGGCGGUCGAAGCUCGGUUGGCUUCCAAACUUGAAAAGGCCAAAUCUGAAGCUGAAAAGGCUAAAGCCGAGGUAGACACGAUCGUGACCGUCUACCGAGCCGAUGCUGAAGUCACUCAAGUACAAGUGAGAGAGGCAGCCAAGACUGCUCAAACUCGAGCGUAUUGGAUUGCUGAACUUGCCAAGUGCCAAUCUCGGAGGGAAAACCUCGAGGAGAUCCACACUCGAGGUUUCGAUCUAGCCGAUGAGAUAAUAAAGCCUAAAGAGUGUGAAACCGAAGUUGCAGCGCUAGCCUCCAAUGAUGACGAUGAUGAUGAUGAGAGCAAAAGCGGGUCCAAGAGCGGGGAGGACCUCGAUGGAGAAGAAACUGCCCCCGGAGAAAAUCAGGAACCUUAUGUAACAGCUGGGUACUCGAUUAGGUUCUACUUCAGUCGUCGUGAAGCUAUCGAGCUUCAUUUUGAGCUCGAUACUGACUCGAGCUCGAUAUUGACUCGGGCUCGGAUCUCGAGUUCCAUAACGCCACUUCAUAUCAUAGUUCGAUUUGGACUCGAGCCUGAUAAUGACUUUGAGCUCGGUAUUGAUCGGUCACUGAAUCUUGAGCUUGGUAACCUGGCUUCAGAUCUUAUCUCGUUUGUCUUUAUCUGUCGUCCGUUAACUUUAAACCCUGUUGUUAUCACAUGCGUCAAAUAUAACACUGACCCUUUACACAAAAAAGGACAAAAAGGAAAAAGAAAAACAAGAACUUAUCCGAAUGAUGUGAAAGUAGAGCAACAAGUAGAACCAAAGCUUCACAAAAAUCAGCUUAUAAUCUCAACAUGGCUUCCCCAAGUUGAUACUUGCUUCUUUUCUUGUUUGUCCGGUUGUGCCGCAUGCCAUAUUGUCUACAGGUUCAAUUUGGCUUUUCAGUGGGCAAGAUCUAUGUUCAAUGAUGAUGAACCGUUGGCCUUCAAGAACAUGCACGAAUUUUCUGCGACGGAUGGCUUUGUAGAGAUAACUGAAUCCUUGGCAGACAUGAUAAAGUUCAUCGCAAAUGAGCCCUCCAUGGGUCUUUUCUACAUUCAACAUCAUACUCAGAGUGCAGCUCCCAACCUUAUCAAUCUCAAGAACAAUAUUCAGGAAAAAUCUCGUGAUGUGACUUUGCACGCGGAAGAUUCAGAGGAUUCUAUCACCAUGAUCAGGUCGAUGAAAGAUUGUGGUGCCCCAAUUGCUAAUGAGAUGAUUAAAGAUCUGAGACAUUCUCUAGCUGUUGUGUCGAAGAAUAAGCAAUUGAGAAAAGGGUUAAUAAGGCAGUCCAGGUCAACUUUUCAGUUAGGGCGAACUAGUUCUUGGAGUCCUGCCACUUGGGGUCGAAGUACAGUUCCAGAAUUGGAUGGUGAGAGUGGUUAUCUCUCAAAUAUUUUCAGGUCAACGAAAGAAAAAGCUAAUAGCUUCAAGUGGUCUCAAUUAGAGUCCAAAGAAUCUGAUGUAACCUAUACUGAUGAUGCACUAUCAGCUGUAGCGGCCGGAUCUUUGUUCUCAGUUUCAGAGGCGAAUGAUGAAGAGUUGCCAUUAUCAAGUCCAACUAAUAAUGAGCUACAAGUGAUGCAGGUGAAUAUAAGCAUGUCCAAUGAUCAACUGCUCUCUUCAUCAGAAAAGUAUGAAGAAGUUAUGGCUGAUAAAGAAGCACAAUUGGAGGAGUGGUUGGGAGGGAUUGGCAAUAGUAAUACUGGUCCCGGAGAAAAUAAGCUUGGUCGUAUCAUUAGGGAGAGCUCUCACUAGGGAGAGCUUUGCUCGUAUCAUUAUUCAUUAUCUUUGUACUAAAAGAAUAAAUGUUAUAGAGAGAUUUUAAUAGUAAGGAAACAGAAAUGAAAGACUCGAGCUUGAUGGUCUCGAGAUUUGAUCCUGCUUAUCAAGUAAAUUUAAAUGUGCAUAAA